Nerophis ophidion (straightnose pipefish) is the source of this 3270-nucleotide messenger RNA. RefSeq names its product oocyte zinc finger protein XlCOF7.1-like. The coding region runs from base 1062 to 2192 and encodes 376 amino acids. The record is from RefSeq and is a predicted model, not a curated record. Gene Ontology annotation, biological process: regulation of transcription by RNA polymerase II. Gene Ontology annotation, molecular function: DNA-binding transcription factor activity, RNA polymerase II-specific; RNA polymerase II cis-regulatory region sequence-specific DNA binding. The transcript has 2 exons. Lineage: Eukaryota; Metazoa; Chordata; Actinopteri; Syngnathiformes; Syngnathidae.
UUGUUUUCCUCCUUUGUUCUCGAAAGUUCCGCCUCGUAUUCUGCUAUCGUUCUGUCUAACACUACAAAUAUUUCUUCAACGGCAGCAGUUAGUCGCCGAUCCACCAACGCUCUCAACAUUUGUAAUGUAGACAUUUUCACACAAUCACAACACUUUACUCUCACACUUGAUCUCUACUUAGCGAUGUGUUGAUAACUUCUGUGUCUCUUUGUUAGCAGCUAACAAGCUAAGCUAACUUGCGAGCUAAGCUAACUAACAAGCAAAGAUAGCACGAGAAGCGGCACAGUGCUUCUAGCGCUUCGAGACGAUGUUGUCCUUAAAUAAAGAAUCAAAUAUGUAUUUUUUACGACGUAAAUAUUUUUAAACUGGAGAACAAAUAAUAAGACUGACUUAUUAGCGUCCUGCGCACCUCUUUUACCGUCGAAUUGCUUUCACGACCUGCGAUGAGGUGGCGACUUGUCCAGGGUGUACCCUGCCUUCCGCCCGAGUGUAGCUGAGAUAGGCGCCAGCGCCCCCCGCGACCCCGAAAGAGAAUAAGCGGUAGAAAAUGGAUGGAUGGAUGCUUUCACGACAGUUACCACACUUGACGUUACAAGGCAGUGCUAACUGUCGUGAAAGCACUUUGACGAAGAAAAAAAACACAGGACGCUAAUAAGUCAGGCUUACUAUUUCUUAUCCACUUUGCAAUAUUUAGGUCGUAUAAAAUACAUAUUUGAUUUCUUUAUUUAAGGAUAAAGUCGUCUCGAAGCGCCAGAAGCACUGUGCCGCUUCUGGUGCUAUCUUUGCUUGUUAGUUAGCUUAGCUCGUUAGUUAGCUUAGCUUGUUCGCACACAUCGCUAGGUAGAGAUGAAGUGUGAGAGUAAAGUGUUGUAAAACGUGUGAAAAUAUGCGAAAAAACGAUAGCAAAGUAGGAGGCAGAACUUUGUCCAACAAAAGAGGAGAAGGAGCGACAACAUCAAUUCCUGGAUUUUUAUUAUAAGAAACAUCAUCAAGUUGUGUUACACAGGACAGACGUCUGUGAGGAACAUCUUCUCUCUGAGCAACAGGAGUGGAACUUCAGAAUGGUGAAGGAGGAACCACAGCCCUCUUACUUGAAAGAGGAAGACAAAGACCCACUCACUCCCCACUUCAAAGACGAAGAGGAGGUGCCAGAGACCCCACACUUUAUAAAGAAAGUGAAGGACCCACUGACCUCCAACAUUAAAUGGAACAAGAAGGAACCACUGACCCCCCACUUUAAAAAGGAAGAGGAGGCGCCACAGACUUUGAACAUUAAAGAAGAGGAGGUGGAACACAGCAUCAGUCAGGAGGGAGAGCAUAUUGAAGGACUGGAGGAGUUCCCAGUGACUGGUGUCCCCGUGAAGAGUGAAGAUGAUGAGGUCAAAGGCGAAAGUGAGGAGAGGGGAGGGGGGGAGCCUCCAAGCAGCAGCUCAACACAACACAUGACAACAGAAGCUGAUGGAGACCACUGUGGAGGAUCACAAGCAGACAAGCUCUUAGCUCCACUAUCAGAUAGUGAGGACACAACGUCACACUCUCCUGACACUGAUGAUGAAGACUCUAAAGAUGAUAAGACAUGUCACACUGACAACACUCACUUCAAAUGUUCUCACUGUGACAAAACCUUUAAAUACCAUAGUCAUCUGAAAAAACACAUGAGAACACACACUGGAGAAAAACCUUUUAUCUGCUCAGUAUGCAACAAAGGUUUUGGACAACGUCAAAAUUUGAAAAGACACAUGAGAAUACACACUGGAGAAAAACCUUUCAUCUGUUCAAUAUGUGGUAAAGGUUUUACAGAAGGUCAGAAUUUGACAAGACACAAAAGAACACACACUGGUGAAAAAUCACAUUCCUGUUCAAUCUGUAGUAAAUAUUUUGUACAAAGUCAACAUUUGAAAGUGCACAUGAGAACACACACUGGUGAAAAACCUUUUUCCUGUUCAAUCUGUGGUAAAGGUUUUACACAAAGUCAUCAUUUGAAUGUACACAAGAGAACACACACUGGUGAAAAAUCAUUUUCCUGUUCAAUCUGCAACAAAAGCUUUUGUGACCAAUCAAACCUUAUAAGACACAUGAGAAGACACCCAGGAGAGAAAGCGUUGAGUUGCAGUGUGUGUUUUGAAAGAUUCUCUUAUAAGUACCAGUGUGAGAAACACACGUGUGCUGGUGAGAACAGCAGCAGCAAAUGAAACUGCAGGAUUUUAAAUAAACUGUCAAGACUUUAAUUUUGACUUUCAACAACAUCAGCACAUAUAACAUGUGUGACAUUGUUGUUGGUGUAACAGUCUUUUCAAUAUGCUUCUACAUUUAUGGAUUAGAUAUUUUAUAUUAGUGCUUUUUUCAGUCAAGCACAUGCAUUAAUAUGCAAAAUUGUGUACUUUUAUUAAAAAAUGGACAAUCAUUUGUGUAAAAAGGUGAGAGUAAACAGUACGAGACAUAUUUUACAUGCAAUAAACAUUUUAUGUGUGUGUAUAUAUAUAUAUAUAUAUAUAUAUAUAUAUAUAUAUAUAUAUAUAUAUGUAUAUAUCCAUCCAUCCAUUUCCUACCGCUUAUUCCCUUUUUGGGUUCGCAUGGGCGCUGGCGCCUAUCUCAGCUACAAUCGGGCGGAAGGCGGCGUACACCCUGGACAAGUCGCCACCUCAUCGCAGGGCCAACACAGAUAGACAGACAACAUUCACACUCACAUUCACACACUAGGGCCAAUUUAGUGUUGCCAAUCAACCUAUAUAUAUUUUUUUUUUUUCAUUAUACAAUGUUAUACUUAUUCAUAUGAAAAAUUGAAGUAUUACAUAUUUGUAUUUUUAAUUGCUAAUAAUCUCAUAGAUUAGCACCUUUACAUGACAUACGUAUUUACUGGUUCACAUCUGAAACAUCUUCUGGACCACUUCAGGAAGCAUAUUAUUAUUUACUUUAUACAUCAUUUGAACAGUUGUCUUUUUUGCAAUUCUAAAAUGUGUGACUUUAUGAAUCAUUUGUUGGGUCUCUAAAAUCCAUUUUAUUAAUUAUCUUCAUUACUCUGUAUUAUGAUGAUUGUGUUGUGAUUGUUUUAUAUGUAUGUCCCCAGACCUUUAUGCAAUAUAAAAGUGAGAGAAAAUGGAAUGUUUUUUAUGGAUGGAAGGUUUUGUUUUUACGAAUUUGUGUAUAUAUCAAAUAAAUCCAAUAUUCUGUUUGAAACAUUUUUUCUGUUUUUUUUUUUUUAACAUCCCAAAACAACAUCAAUAUCAGUCAAAGUUUGGAGUGCCAGGCAAAAGCCAAUAUUGUACAUCA